AUACUUUCUAUGAGUUCGCCGUCUAUGGUUAUUUUUUUGGGUAUGUGGAAAUGUAUUAUAUGGGCGAUUUUUACACUUGAAAGAAGAAAAUUAAAUUUACGAAGACAGUAUAGUUAUUAUUAAAGUUUGUUAUAAUGGUUAGAGUGUGAUUACUGACCAAUAUAGUGUAGUUUAUUUUGAUUCUGAUCUGUUGGAAGAAGUUCUCGGGUAUCAAGCAAGUUAUUGAUGCAGUUAUGCAUUUAUUAAUCUCUGUAACAAGUGGCAGAGAACCUACUGAAUGAAUCGGCUGAAUGAAUCGACUUUCCUUCUGGAAGUUAUUGAUUCCUGCCAUCUCAGACUUAAAAUUUUGGAAAAGAAGUAACUCAAAGACAGUGGCGGAGAUGUUGGGCUCUCCGCACCCCGCAUGCCCUAUUCGCAUAUGUGGGGUGACGGGUUACGAUGGCCGCACAAACGACAUUGUCUAUUGCUGCCCCACGAUACGAGCAGAAAAGGACACUGCUUUGAUCUUUUUUGGGGGCGACAUUCAGGACUUCCCUGAGAACAUGGAGAAACACAGAGACCACAAGAACUACGUGAAGUGGAACUUGGAGAGCACAGCCUUACUCCUACAUUCUCGCUUCCCGGACAGCCACAUUGUGGUGAUACGCCCUUCGAGAUUGACCACCCCGAAACUCGCGUCGUUCAUGGCACUUGUCUCUUCCGAGAUGGAUCAGAACAGGAUGGAGUUCAGGACGUUCAGCUGCUUCGACAACUUUGUGCCGUGCAACAACUGCGGGGUGCCGGACCACACGCCCACGCACCACUCGUUGCAGCACCUGGAGCGGCUGCUGCAGGGCAUCUCGCAGCGGCUGCGCAGCAUGCCCGAGUGCGAGCUCAGCCCUGUCACUUCGCCCGAGCAGAAGGCGGCCCAGGAGGCGGGGCGCGAGGACGGGGAGAUCCUGCCCCACGACGCCGAGGAGAACGAGGAGGACGACGAGGAGGCGGAGGUCCCGGACGGGGACCCCGGGGCGGACGGGCGGAAGCGGCUCUGGUGGCGGGAGAACUUGAACCUGGACAGGGCCCACCUGGUGCUGGUUGGCUUCAGCAAGGGCUGCGUGGUGCUGAACCAGCUCAUCUACGAGUUCCACUACCUCAAGACGCUCACGCCCGACGACGAGACCAUGAUGCGGCUGGUGUCCCGCAUCCGGGACAUGUACUGGCUGGACGGGGGCCACGUCGGCGGCAAGAACACCUGGAUCACCUCCCGCAGCCUGCUCGAGACCCUCACCAGGCUGGGCAUACGAAUCCACAUUCACGUCACGCCAUACCAAGUGCAGGAUGACAAACGUCCGUGGAUCCGCAAAGAAGAGAAAACGUUUGGGGACUUGCUGCGGAGGCUAGGUGCGCCAGUGGAACGAACAUUGCAUUUCGAGAACCAGGUGGCUAGUCUGCACACACACUUCGAACUUUUGACCAGUUUCAAAACACCUGGUGGGAAUUGAAGAUCAACCACUGUUCUGGAUUCACCAGACAUUUGAGUGCAUAGUUCCUUUCUCUCCCCCUCCCCCUCCUUCAACACACAUGUUUCAUCCAUUUUUCAGUAUGGAUCAGCUAUCAAAAGACUAGUAGCCGUGGGAAGUGAAUAUGGAUAUAAUGAAAACUAUACGCUGUUACGACGUAAAGUCUUUCAAACAGUCUCGUGCUUAGUCAUCAAAAGUCCAGCUGUUUGGUCUUUUGCCUCUACGACCAGUACUUAAUUAAACUGAAAGACCUGUAAAUAUCUGUAUAUAUAUUUAAGCCACAGUUUGUUUGAAUGUGGUUAUAUGUUGUUAUAGUUUCAUAACCAUUUUUUCACUCAUUGCUGAUACAUGUUAACACUGCAACAUAUUUUAUUUCCUUACAGUUUUCUUUGUGUUCUGAAUAGGUAUACAGAAAAAUUAAAAAUUUGACUUGUGUUUGGUUUUUUAGUUGAAAGAGUCUUUAUUUUAUAUUUUGUGUGGCAAAAAUGUGUGAUGGUUUCCGUGAAUUUUUCUGUCAAUCUCAACUGUUUUACUUUUC
Messenger RNA from Bacillus rossius redtenbacheri, 2037 nucleotides. Its product is annotated as mitochondrial protein C2orf69 homolog. Bases 291 to 1481 code for a protein of 396 amino acids. Gene Ontology annotation, cellular component: mitochondrion. The transcript is spliced from 8 exons. The record is from RefSeq and is a predicted model, not a curated record. NCBI's taxonomy places the organism in Eukaryota, Metazoa, Arthropoda, Insecta, Phasmatodea, Bacillidae.